AGUCCGCUAUUCAUCCUGAGUUGCUCACUCGUCGUCAGCCUGUUGCUUUGGUCGCUGCAAACAGCGGCAUUUCGCCUGAAUCAUAUUCGAACGCAACGGAAACAAAGUAACGUAAACACUUAACGUGCCGUGUAGUUCUGUAAAGUGGUAAAUUCUGCUUUGGUGGUAAAUUCGGCAGGCAGAAAAAUACUGGCCAUUUCAAAUUUAAAUUGAUUGGGAACGUGCCUCGUUAAUUUCAAUUAGCCGUGCGAGUGUGGGAAUUUCUAACAGCGUUCAACGCGUAUAAGUGAAGUGUGCGGUUUAUUGAAUUUAAAAAAAAAAAGAAUCUAAAAAAUAACAAUAAUAACAUAAUAAGCUUGGUUGGCAUCGCUGUGAAAUUUGUAACACGCCACAUUACCAACACGCCACUUCGCUUGUCUUCAACAAAUUACUUGAAUUAAUAUCCUAACUGAGCUUAAGUAAAUAGCGUUUGUGUUGACAAGUGGAAUUCGCUUAGAAACUGCUGCUCCCUCAAAAGCGCCACAUUCCUGAACAAAUAAUUUACUUUUUGGAUUAACAGCAACAGCAACGAAACGCGAACUAUGAAAGCUGCUACUAGACUUUGCCCCAUCAUAGUUCUGAUUUGCGCAGCGCGGCUCGUGUGUACGGCUCAACAACGGUACCACCACAGCAGUAUUGUCGGGUACCCUCUCGACUACGCGGACGUCAAGUUAAUACAGAAAGAUUUCUCGCUGGAUAAACGGAACAAACCAUCACUGUCAAUCGUGAAUCCUUUGGAUGUGCUACGGCAACGUUUGUUACUAGAGAUUGCUCGAAGGCAAAUGAAGGAGAAUACAAGACAGGUAGAAUUGAAUCGUGCCAUAUUGAAGAACGUCGGUAAACGUAUGCUGGACAAUGAUGGUGACUCCAGCUACAAACUUCCAUUGCAAGUACAACAACAAUUUGAAUAUUCCCUCAAGCACGUCCCUUAUCCUCAGCAAAUGUACACGUACCGCGCUCCCCAAUAUGACCAACAAUCGCAACUCCAACUGCAACCUUUGUGGCAGCCACACUACACUAAUCAAUUGGAGUACACACCAGAUGUAUCCAUAUAUGACUACCUACAUGAACCCGCUCACAUAUACAAUACCGUUCUGGGCGAAACUGAAAGCAAAGGCAACCUGGAUGGACAGACGACUUCUUGGUACAUCGAUGCACUUGAAAAUGGUGCCGAAGAAGGUGACGCAAAUACCAAGGGAAAUGAAUUCACUUCGGAACGACGAAUUCAAGACAAGGGAACAGGUGGCGAUAGCAGUAGUGCCAAUGUCGACUCAUUCUCUAGCGGAGGGACGCUGAACAAAAAUGUGUCCAACAAAGUGCAUUUGGCUGCACUUGAAAACAAUGUACUAGCAAAUGGCGCUGAUAAGGAGAGAAAUGUUGACAACGCAGAUUACCACUUGCGGUACUUUUAUGGAGUGCCCAAAAUGCACCACAACAUGAAAAAGUAAGCUGUAGUCACGCUCUCAAGUACAACCACACACUCAUGAACAUCGCAAACAUUAUUUGAAGCUAUUCAGUCCAAGAACAUUUCUUUUAACACCAAUUAACCAAAUAUACUCUUAAAUGUUUGAAAAGGCAGAGCUUUUCAUUCAAUUAGCUUUGCUCUGCUUACUUUUACUUAGGAGAUAUUCAAAAGUUUAGAUGCUUAAGUUAAUGGCAUAUAUGACAUAUAUGAUAUAGUAUUUAUAUUCAAAUAAAUAUUUUAGAAAAACUGUUGUAAUUUCUAUGUGACUUAAUGUUGUUGUCACAUUGUAAUUGAACUAAAUAUGAUAAAAUCGUGUUUAGUUUUAAAUAUAAUGUUUUUAGAAAGGCAUUAAAUGUAAAUGUUAUAUGUAAUAUGUACUUAAUAGCUCGCGUAUAUUACUUUCGAGGGAUAAACUCCACAUUCGCCUGUUGGUAUAUAAAAAUUUAAGCGCACCAUGGUCAUUUUAUUUAUUAUAAAACAAUGUAAUAAAAAUAUGUUGUUGUUUUGAGGAAAAUUUAGUGGCACUCGCGUGGAAAGAAGUCAAUGAUUAUGCCUGAAUAAAGUUCACUUGGUGCAAUUAUUCACAGUUAAGGAAGUGAGAAUGUAUGGCACAACCUUUGUCAUUCACAAAAGAUUAUAUAUUAUUAUAUAUACCUGUUUUUUAAACAAAUAUACUGAACAUCAAAUAA
This is a messenger RNA of Bactrocera neohumeralis, 2193 nucleotides long. RefSeq lists its product as uncharacterized. Gene Ontology annotation, cellular component: extracellular region. Gene Ontology annotation, molecular function: hormone activity. The record is from RefSeq and is a predicted model, not a curated record. The transcript is spliced from 4 exons. Lineage: Eukaryota; Metazoa; Arthropoda; Insecta; Diptera; Tephritidae. The coding region runs from base 582 to 1487 and encodes 301 amino acids.